Microplitis mediator is the source of this 1017-nucleotide messenger RNA. Its product is annotated as loricrin-like. Bases 172 to 693 code for a protein of 173 amino acids. The record is from RefSeq and is a predicted model, not a curated record. The transcript is spliced from 3 exons. NCBI's taxonomy places the organism in Eukaryota, Metazoa, Arthropoda, Insecta, Hymenoptera, Braconidae.
UGAGGUCAUGUAGUAAAUAUCUAAAUUUUUCCCAUGCAAAUUGUAAAAUAUACUACUCCAUAGCAUAUAAAUUAAGUGCAAUUUCUACUAACAACAUAGUAAAAAUUUAGUUACUGGCUAGAUGUCAUUACAGUAUCAAACUAUGGAUAAUUAUUCUAUUGUUAAAUAAUAAUGGAUACGACUUUUAUGUAUGUCAUUAUAAUUUCACUGAUUAUUUCAAUUGUUAUUUUUAUUAUAAAACAGUUUUUUAAAGAUUGUGGAAAUAAUGAAUCUAAUUAUAUACCCAAUCGAAAAGCUUUCUCAAAUAAUAAUUACGGGUAUCGUUAUCGUACAACACAUUUAUAUGAUAAUCAUAAUUCUACUGCGUAUAUAAGUGAUCAUUAUAAUGAUCUAGGACCAGAUUAUCUUAAUAUGUCGUCAUUGGAUCCCAAUAUUUUUCAUUUCGAUACUAGUAAUGUAGAAAAUGGACAUUGCAGUAAUGGAGAUACUAAAGUUUGCGAUUCUGGAGGUGGUGAUACUGGAUGUUGUGAUAAUUCUAGAGAUGGUGAUACUGGAUGCUGUGAUAAUUCUGGAGAUGGCGAUACUGGAUGCUGUGAUUCUGGAGCUGGUGAUUCCGGAGGCUGUGACUAUGGCGAUGGUGACACUGGAGGUUGCGAUUCUGGAGGUGGUGAUGACGGAGGUAGUUAUGAUUAAAUAUAUAUAAGUAAUAUGAGUACCUAACAUACAUAUAUGUAUUUAAAUCCAAAGAUAUAACGGAAUAUGUAAAAAAAUUAUUUUGUAUAUUAAUAAUUAAACUUAUGUAAAAUUUUUGUUCACUCUAAUCUCCAUCAUCUAGAGGAUCUAGAGUAAAAGUCAACAUACCUGCGGUAACAUAAAAGGCCUUAAAAAUUAAUAUAAUAAAAUAAUAUAUUAUUUUGAUAAAUUAUUUAUUGUUAUUAAUACUCGGAGAAAAAUAUACAGCAAUUUUUACUUAAAAAUAUGAGUUGAAAUUACUCAAUUCAUAUUGUAAUUUUAAAA